This is a messenger RNA of Rotaria sp. Silwood2, 3294 nucleotides long. The record is from the annotation of a GenBank genome assembly. NCBI's taxonomy places the organism in Eukaryota, Metazoa, Rotifera, Eurotatoria, Philodinida, Philodinidae.
AUGGUACGAUCUCAUCAAAAAUAUUCUUCUGAAAAUCUUCAACAGGCAACUCAUGCCUACUCAUCUGGAUCAAUGUCAUCGGUGGAUGCAGCUAAAUUCUAUGGUGUACCAGAAAGUACUAUCCGUAACCAUAAACGUCGACCAGCAAUGAACAUCGGAUCUGGCCGACCUUAUUUGCUCAAGAGAAAUCAUGAAGACUAUUUAGUUCAACUGUUAUUGGAUUUAGAACGAACAGGCUUUCGUUUAACAAAAAAAAAAGUUAUGAAAAUUAGUCAAGAUUAUGUUGAAACACUUAAACAAAAAUCACAACCAUUAGGACGUCGUUGGUUUCAUGAUUUUCUUCUUCGAAACAAAAACAAAAUAAAAUUUAUCAAAGAACAAAAAUUGGAACGUUGUCGAAAGGAUGGAUUUACAGAAACAGUUCGUAGUGGUUGGUUCGAUACUCUUUUUAAUGUUAUGCAACCACAUAAUUUAUUCGACAAACCAGCUCAAAUAUAUAACGUAGACGAAUGUGGUUUCAAUGAUGAUACUCAACGUGAAUUAGUAUUGGUACCAUCUGAUACAAAAAUUAAAUACGAAGAAAACGGUGGUACAGGGAAAUCAUUUACAACAAUAAUCAUAGCUGUCAAUGCUAAAGGUGAUGUUUUACCACCACUUACAGUGUAUGCAGCAAAACAUGUUAAUAACCAGUGGACAGAAGGUGGGCCUGUUCGUUCAGCAUACUGUUGUACAGAUAAUGGUUGGAUAAAUGAUGAAGUUUUUGCAUUUUGGUUUACCGAUGUUUUCCUGAUGGAAAUACCAUCAGUACUUCGUCCUGUUUUGCUUGUAUUGGACGGCCAUAAUUGUCAUUUUACUGUGAAGGUUAUAGAAGCAGCUAGACAAAAUGAUAUUAUCAUUGUGUGUUUACCACCACAUUGUACUCACGUGAAAACAUCUUGGAAAAAAAUCGUAUCAUCAUAUUUUGAACGAACUCAUCGAAAAACGAUCCGCAAAAUUGAUCAUCCAGUAUUAUUAAAUAAGCUGUACAAUAGGGCAUUUACUCCUCGUCAAGUCGUUGCAGGCUUUACUCGAACUGGAAUUUGGCCCUUUGAUCGUACUGUAAUGAAAGACAAAGUGGUGAACACGUCUCGCAAUCAAUUAUUCAGUAUUCGUUGUCCACCUAUGUCUAUUGAUAAUAUGCCACUCUUAUCGAAUUCCAUGUUGAAUGUUUCUUUAUCAAAUAAUUUUGAUCUUUCAUCUAAUGGUGGUAGUAGUUCAUCAAGGUACAAUAUUCAAUCAACAUCUGCUGUUCCUCUUCCAACAACCACGAAUCAAGCUAUUCAACUUCUAAAUUCAGUAAUUGCGAAUAUUGAAUAUCGUGAUAAUGAAAACAACAGGGGUGCACAGCAACAGCAAAGAUUAAUUCAUGAUGAUGUCGAUUUGGCUGCACAAAACCAUCUUUUACCAACUCCUGUAUUUAGCCAUCCAAAUAUAUAUUCACAUGUUAAUGUGGAUCAAUCACCUUCUGCCUCAAGUAGUGGUUUUUCAAUUCAUCAAUCACCAGUGGAUGUUGUCGAUCAACAUUUCAUCAAUGACGAUGAACAAUUUGAUCUAUUGCGAUCUGAUCGAGGUGUUUUACAAAAACAUACAACAUUUUCUGAUUUAUCUUUGAUGCAAAUGGUAAAACCUGCCAUGCAAAAUGAAAGCGAUGAUGACGAAGAUGAGGAAUUUUUAGUGAAUUCAUCAUCAAGAAUGUAUACUGAAUUGAAUAAUUUGACACUGUCAUCCAUCCCGGCUUCAUCUUCAUUAUCUAUUUCACCUUCUCACAAUUCAUCAACUGCUACUUUAUCUACGGAUUCAAAUUUAUGUUUACCACAAUUGUCAACUCCUGCAACAGCUGCUGCAACAGUUUAUAAUAACUUAUUGAACACAGAACCACGUCUAUCGUCACCUGCACCAAAAGCACCGAGUACACAACAAACAGGCUUUCGUUUAACAAAAAAAAAAGUUAUGAAAAUUAGUCAAGAUUAUAUUGAAACACUUAAACAAAAAUCACAACCAUUAGGACGUCGUUGGUUUCAUGAUUUUCUUCUUCGAAACAAAAACAAAAUAAAGUUUAUCAAAGAACAAAAAUUGGAACGUUGUCGAAAGGAUGGAUUUACAGAAACAGUUCGUAGUGGCUGGUUCGAUACUCUUUUUAAUGUUAUGCAAUCACAAAAUUUAUUCGACAAACCAGCUCAAAUAUAUAACGUAGACGAAUGUGGUUUCAAUGAUGAUACUCAGCGUGAAUUAGUAUUGGUACCAUCUGAUACAAAAAUUAAAUACGAAGAAAACGGUGGUACAGGGAAGUCAUUUACAACAAUAAUCAUAGCUGUCAAUGCUAAAGGUGACGUCUUACCACCACUCACAGUGUAUGCAGCAAAACAUGUUAAUAACCAGUGGAUAGAAGGUGGGCCUGCUCGUUCAGCAUACUGUUGUACAGAUAAUGGUUGGAUAAAUGAUGAAGUUUUUGCAUUUUGGUUUACCAAUGUUUUCCUGAUGGAAAUAAAAUCAGUACCUCGUCCUGUUUUGCUUGUAUUGGACGGCCAUAAUCGUCAUUUUACUGUGCAGCAACGAAAUUUUAUUUACAGACAUGUUAAUGUGGAUCAAUCAUCUUCUGCCUCAAGUAGUGGUUUUUCAAUUCAUCAAUCACCAGUGGAUGUUGUCGAUCAACAUUUCAUCAAUGACAAUGAACAAUUUGAUCUAUUGCGAUCUGAUCAAGGUGCUUUACAAAAACAUACAACAUUUUCUGAUUUAUCUUUGAUGCAAAUGGUAAAACCUGCCAUGCAAAAUGAAACCGAUGAUGACGAAGAUGAGGAAUUUUUAGUGAAUUCAUCAUCAAGAACGUAUACUGAAUUGAAUAAUAUGACAUUGUCAUCAAUCUCGGCUUCACCUUCAUUAUCUAUUUCACCUUCUCACAAUUUAUCAACUUCUACUUUAUCUAUGGAUUCGAAUUUAUGCUUACCACAAUUGUCAACUCCUGCAACAGCUGCUGCAACAGUUUAUAAUAACUUAUUGAACACAGAACCACGUCUAUCGACACCGGCACCAAAAGCACCGAGUACACGUGUUAGACAACAAAGAAAAUUCGGAGAAAUUGUUACUAGCGACUCGUUUUUGGAAGAAAUCAAGCAAAAGGAACAACAGAAGCUUGCCAAAUCCAAAUCUGGAAAGUCAAAUGCGAAUCGAAACACCACAUCACGAAAAACAAAGAAAACAACAAAAAAAAGACUAACUGUUUUAUACUUUUGUUUCUAUACAUAUUAUAUAAAUUGA